AUGCUCAGAAUCAUACUGAAGAGGAACACAGACAACUCUGGUGCCCAUCAUUAUCCUCCUGGUCCGCCCGCAAUACCCGUCCUUGGUAAUAUCAUGACUAUUCCGAACACGGGACCAUGGAAAUUAUUCUCAAAGCUUCAUCGUGACUACGGAGAACCUAUCUUCUUUUGGGGCUUAGGGAACAGCAUCCUUGUUCUCAGCACAAUGACUUCCAUAACAGAUCUCCUCGACAAGCGAGGGGAGAACUAUUCUCAUCGGCCGGUAUUGACUGUUUUAGGAGAACUGAUGGGAUUGGAUCGUAGCAUGCCGAUGUUACCGUACGGGCGUGAGUGGCGAGAGCAGAGAAAGCUCGCCCACGUUGCCUUGAACCCAUCUGCCGUGAGAAAGUAUCACAUCGUGCAGGAGAACCUAGCUUCUGUAUUGGCGCUUGGUAUUCUCACAAACCCCGAAGGAUUCUUUGAUAAUGUACGACUUUACGCGGAGCGCAUAAUAUUCUCUGUGGUAUACGGUGUGUACAUCGAUGGUUCCAAUAAUGAGUAUGUCACUCAGGCAGAAGAAACCAUGAAAAUUGUGGGAGACGCAAUGGUACCAGGAGCGUUCAUCUGUGACUUGUUGCCUUGGAUGAAGCAUCUUCCUUCGUGGUUGCCAUUUCGAAAGCAAGCACAUUAUGGGAGAAGUAUGAUUGAAGCCCUUGUGACCAAACCCUUCGAACACGUUCAACGAGAGAUGAUGACGAAUAUCGCUGCACCAUCUCUCACUCGAGAACUAUUGACUUUGCAACGUAACGAUUUCGCGUCUUUUGAGAGCUCCGUUAAGUGGGCGACUGGAUCUUUAUAUGGUGGUAGGCAUAACAUUUGGACUUACGCCACCAUCCUUACUUUCAUGAUGGCAAUGGCAAUGAAUCCCGAAACUCAACGUAAAGCCCAAAAGGAGGUCGAUGAGGUUAUAGGGAUACAUAGACUUCCCGUCGUCUCGGACAAGACACAGCUGAAAUACGUAGCAGCUGUCAUCAACGAGACAAUGAGAUGGCAUCCUGUGUUACCGCUGGGCAUCGCUCGCCGUACGGACCAUGACGAUGUGUACAUGGGAUACUUCAUACCAAAGAAUACUGUUGUUUUUCCUAAUGCAUGGUCAGCACAAAGACUUUUCCCCAUAUCUAUCCGCGAACAAUUCAUCCCGGAACGUUUUAUCGACCCUUCCGAAGCAACGGACGAUCCUUCCACUUAUUUGUUUGGAUUUGGAAGAAGAGUCUGUCCGGGUAAAUCUCUGGCGGAGAACUCGGUAUUCAUUGCAAUCGCGACUAUCCUAUCUGCCCUAGAUAUCUCAGAAGACCCGGACAGUAGAAUAACCCCAGCAUUUACGGAAGCUUUAGUAAGGUAUGAUUCUCCCCGGGAGCUCUACAAAUGA
Stereum hirsutum FP-91666 SS1 is the source of this 1407-nucleotide messenger RNA. Its product is annotated as cytochrome P450. Gene Ontology annotation, molecular function: monooxygenase activity; iron ion binding; oxidoreductase activity, acting on paired donors, with incorporation or reduction of molecular oxygen. Lineage: Eukaryota; Fungi; Basidiomycota; Agaricomycetes; Russulales; Stereaceae. The record is from RefSeq and is a predicted model, not a curated record. Bases 1 to 1407 code for a protein of 468 amino acids. The transcript is spliced from 12 exons.